Molecule: messenger RNA, 379 nt
Organism: Hyaloscypha bicolor E
Lineage: Eukaryota; Fungi; Ascomycota; Leotiomycetes; Helotiales; Hyaloscyphaceae
Exons: 4
Coding region: 1-306 (101 amino acids)
Source: RefSeq, a predicted model, not a curated record
AUGCAUUCUCAUUUCAGCCUCCGACAUAUCCCGACCCUUUUCGCCUCCGCAGCAACGACCUUCGGCGGUGUCAUUCAUUUCUUCAACGCCGAAUACGCAAUCUCUCAAGCCGUCAUGGUCAUCGGCAUGGCACGCAUCACAGCGAUAGGAAUAGCAAUCUUCACCGUCUACCCCCGGGGGAAGCUCGAAGUGGUGAACACUGUGAUGGCAAUCCUCAGAUACGUGGGUUUUGUUAAUGGCUUUAGAGCAGGUUCGGGAUUGGCGAUUGCUGCUUGGGGUUGGUUUAGUAUGACGGCGGGCAGGUAAUUAGGGAUAAAAUUCGUUCUGUCACUCGGUGAGACAUAAAAGUCGAUGAUUAUUUCAAGCAUCUAUUUUCCAG